This is a messenger RNA of Meloidogyne enterolobii, 1236 nucleotides long. The record is from the annotation of a GenBank genome assembly. Lineage: Eukaryota; Metazoa; Nematoda; Chromadorea; Rhabditida; Meloidogynidae.
AUGAAUAAACAAACUUGUCAAUACCUUUAUUUAAAAUUUUCAAAAUUAUUGUUGGUGAUCUCUAAUAAAUUUUUUGUUUUAUUUCUUUUAAUUUUUGCGUUGUCUACAGCUUUAUUGGAGGGGCGUCGAUGUUAUUCCUGUUCUGGACAAUGUUUAGCUGGUGCACCAUGCAACUGCCAGAUGGGGUCUUGUGAGGCAGAUUAUUGUUUUGCAGAGAAACAGCCUUCAGAAAUCCCAGGAAUUUUCAGGCUUUCCAAAGGGUGUGUGAAGAGGCCCUCUAGAACUCGAGCUGGGUGUGAUUUUGACCAUUUUUCUGACCAUGUCCUGUGUGUUUGUGCUGGGCCUGAUUUUUGUAACGACCAAAUUCUUAUGCAUGUGAACACAGCCACGUGGAGAAACGUGACUUGUAGGCAAUGUCCAGAUGGAAGGCCUGAUUGUGGGCAGACAUGUCAAGGCCAAUGGUGCCAUCAAAAAACUUCAACAGGCGCAGCUGGCUGUGGUUUUGGCCCUCCUUCGCUUCCAUACUUGUACAAAACGGCAGAACUUUUACAACGUCAACAACACGUUUGUUUGAGUAUUAGCCGUGGGGGUGGAGUAUCUCCCCAACGUUUCUGUAUUUGUGGAGGGAAAAAUAUGUGUAAUUCAAAUGGGGAUGAUUCUGGAAGUGAUUCUUCUUUUAUUUCCUCUUUGCUAAAAAGUUUGGGUGGAGGAGGGGAGAAAAAACAACAAAGAGAGCAACAACAAAGGCGUCAAUGGGAAAUGUCAGUAGCAGCACAAAAACUUCCCCCUUUACCACCACUUUAUGAAUGCAUAAAUUGUGAUAUGAGCGCAGAAGAUGUGCCUUCUUCAAUGACUUCUGGAUGUAGACAAAAUAAAUGUAAAGGCCAUUUCUGUGUUUACGCAGCCCAAAGAAUAUUUUCCAACAAUUGGUCAACCAAUAGAAAUGGAAAUAAUAAUGGACAACAAACUUCCCCUUCCCCAAAAAUGCACGAAAAACGUGGUUGUAUAAACGUAACAACGCCUACUUUUGUUCAACUUGGAUGUACACACAAAUGGGUACAGAAUGAAUUGGAAGAGAUUUAUUGUGCUUGCAAGGGGAAUACUUGCAAUUUCGACUUGGCGACGGCUAGUCAGUCUUUGGCAGAAAAACAACUUCUAGUUUCACCUUUAAAGCUCAUAUUUUUUCUGUUAUUUUUAUUUAUUUUUUACUUAAUUUUUAGUGCCUUAAUUUUGUAA